Messenger RNA from Hymenoscyphus albidus, 1986 nucleotides. NCBI's taxonomy places the organism in Eukaryota, Fungi, Ascomycota, Leotiomycetes, Helotiales, Helotiaceae. The record is from the annotation of a GenBank genome assembly.
AUGUCAAAAGAAAACAGUCAACAACACUCACAGCCAUACCCAUCCCACCUGCACCGACAGACCAACCCAACUCCGACUUCAAACGAUGCGCAUUGGCUCGCCAUGACCGACUGGAGCAAACUAAAGGUCGUUGACCUCAAGGCGGAAUUAAAGAGGCGAGGCCUUGCGCAAAUGGGUCUCAAGCCUGCCCUCGUCGCAAGACUUGCAGCUGCAGAAAAUGAAGAAGGCUCCGAGAGCGAGAGCGAGGCGACAAUCCAGGGAGAUUCUGGAAGACCUGGUGCAGCUGCUAGUGCUGCAACAUCCCCUGAUACAACAUCACCCAUUCAACCACCUCCCGAUCCGACUUCUCAAAUACCCCAUAACGAACCCCAAGAUGCUGCGCCUGAGUCUUCCACCCCACAGGGAGCUACAGAAGCGGUUCCACGAACAAGUCCCGAACCUGUUGUGAUUCAAGAGACCGUAACUCAAUUGGAGCAGCUCGAGCAGACCGCGAAAGAACCAACCGCUACGUUGGAGAGCCCUACGCCAAUUCCUGAGACCCAUCAUUCUGCAUUGCCCUCCGCCGAAACGAAAGAAAUUGUGGAAGAUAAAAGCAAGAGAAAACGUCGAUCGCAGACCCCUCCUCCUUCGAAGCGACCCAGACUAGAAGAUGAAGAGAUGACUGAAGUGGAGGAAAAUGCCAACCAUGAAGACAAGAAGGACCUAGCGAGCACUGGCUCGGAGAGAAACCCAGCAGAUGUAGGUGUUGCUCAAUCCGGAACUACAGAUUUUGCCAUGGAAGGACAGGACAUGGUCCAGGAAAGCAAACUCGAGCCCCUCCCACAAGCGACCGAGUCAUCUGGAGACACAGUGGAUGUUGAUGUCAAGGACGGAAGCAUAUCCAAUGACCCUAUGGAUAUUUCCCCACGACACCCUUCGCGAAAUUACAAGGAGCUCUUCACAGCUCCAAGCAUGCCGUCUUUAGAAAAGUCGACAUCGCGCGAUCGUGUAGAUGCCAUGGAGACCGAGUUGCCAGAUCGAAUUAUCAUUCCAGCUAGACAUCCCGCUACAUCUGCUUUGUAUAUACGAAAUUUUAUGAGACCGCUAAACCCUGGUCAGCUCAAAAACCAUAUAGCAGAUCUAGCAGCUCCACCUGGUCGCGAAUCUGAUCCUGAGGUCAUCACUUACUUCUUCUUGGAUCCCAUUCGCACCCAUGCAUUUAUCUCUUUCGCUAAUGUGGCUGCGGCAUCGCGAGUACGCUCGGCAAUUCACGACCGUAUCUGGCCAGAUGAACGUUCACGAAGACCACUGUGGGCGGACUUCAUACCCGUAGAAAAGGUUGAGGCGUGGUCUGAGGAAGAGCAGGCUGCUGGAGGAGGACGAGCAGCAGCUAAGAAAUGGGAAGUUUACUAUGAGGAAGACGAAGAUCGUAAUGUUACAGCACACCUCCAAGAAGUAACCAACUUUCCGCAUCAACAUCCACCUAGACGACCAUCGAAUCCAGUUCCGCCACAUCAAGCACCAUUUCAACCACGUGGUAUUGAGAAUGCACCCUCUGGGCCUCGUGCUGAACAAAAUAGAGUACCACCUGCACGCGCUAUGAAUGGAUUUUCCACACUCGAUCAACUUUUUAAGAGCACUACAGCCAAACCGCUACUCUAUUGGAAACCCGUCGAUAAAGCUGUUGCUGACAAGAGACUCGACAAUAUUGACUCUGCAACAUCUCAAGAAGCUCGUGGUCGCAGACUUGAUGGUGAUAUGAAUCGGUAUACCUUUGAGGAUCGUGACGUGCUUGUAGAUCGUGGACCAGAAAUAUUUAAUGGCAUCCGACCACCACCAGGAUUCAGAGGACCGAGGGGCAAUGGUAGUGGAGGUGGACCGAAUGGAGGCGGACCUUUACGUAGAGGAUAUCAGGGUCAGGGCUACGGUGGUCGACCAGAACGUUACGACAAUUAUAGACGCGACAAUCGAAGAGGCAUGAGAGACGAUCGGCGUUAUUGGGAGUAA